This is a messenger RNA of Rana temporaria (common frog), 896 nucleotides long. Its product is annotated as protocadherin-11 X-linked-like. The transcript is spliced from 5 exons. Gene Ontology annotation, biological process: homophilic cell-cell adhesion. NCBI's taxonomy places the organism in Eukaryota, Metazoa, Chordata, Amphibia, Anura, Ranidae. The record is from RefSeq and is a predicted model, not a curated record. Gene Ontology annotation, molecular function: calcium ion binding. Gene Ontology annotation, cellular component: membrane. The coding region runs from base 81 to 896 and encodes 271 amino acids.
CGUUAAAUGAAGAGUUCAAUGUCAAUGUAGCUUAAAUUAAUCUAACAAAUUACUGCCGACAGAGUAAAUAUCUCUUGUGAAUGAUUCUUGGGUAUCUUUUCCUAGAUGACAACAGUGAAGGUCUGUUUGCGAUAUCCAAUGAUACGGGGCACAUCUUUGCAAUAAAAGACCUUCCUCCUCACCGCUAUCCUCAACACUAUGCUUUCACGGUGAACUUCCGUGAUAACGGAAUCCCAGCACUCUCCGCAUCUGUCAUGGUGUUUGUGGCAUUAUCACCCAUCAAUAUCAGCUACCCGGUAUUCUCGUCUGAUUAUUAUUGCCCAGAAGCACUGAAUGACUGGACGGCACCAGAUACUAUCUUAACGCAAAUCAGAGCUUUUUAUUUACCUGCCACCUUGUUAUACAGCUUCACUACUGAAAGGGAUAAAGAUUACUUUUGCAUGGAUCCAUUGACAGGAAUAAUACGGACUAAAAAAAUACUGGUAAUGAAAGAUUUCCCCAGGAAUGUAACAGUGAAAGCUACAGAUUCACAAAGGUUCUGGAUAUUCAGUGAAGCCAUUGUUCAUGUUGAUGUUAUCCACAGAAACCAAUGGGCUCCUGUUUUCCCAAAUUCUUUGGUGAGAGUGAAACUGAAAGAGGAUCAGAAGAUUCCUACAUUAAUUACUCAGGUGCAAGCCUCCGAUGCUGAUACAGACAGAAAUGGAGUCAUCCAGUACAGAAUUUUGAAUAACGACGUUCAGAACUUCAGUAUAAAUGCCGAAAAUGGAAAGAUAUUUGCAUUGUCUAGUUUUGACUUUGAAAUUGGACCCAGAGAGUUUCAGUCGCACAUAGGGCAGCCCAUUGAAAUGAAUGGUCUGCUCUAUGCAUGUAGGAUAACAUGCAAAACACGCAACUGA